Baudoinia panamericana UAMH 10762 is the source of this 1965-nucleotide messenger RNA. RefSeq lists its product as uncharacterized. NCBI's taxonomy places the organism in Eukaryota, Fungi, Ascomycota, Dothideomycetes, Mycosphaerellales, Teratosphaeriaceae. Gene Ontology annotation, cellular component: fungal-type vacuole membrane; endosome. Gene Ontology annotation, biological process: protein localization to membrane; vacuolar transport. The record is from RefSeq and is a predicted model, not a curated record. The transcript is spliced from 2 exons. Bases 1 to 1965 code for a protein of 654 amino acids.
AUGCUCUCCCUCAACACCCUCCCCUCCUCCCUCGUCGCACUCGUCCUAGCAGCAUCCCCUCUCGCCUCAGCCUUCUACCUCCCCGGCAUCACACCAACCAACUACAAAGAAGGCGACCUCGUCCCCUUGACCGUCAACCACAUCACCCCCUCCCAAACCGGCACCGUUGGCGAUGGCACCCAUCAACGCACGCGCUCCGUCUUCGCCUUCGACUACUACCACCCUGCCUUCCACUUCUGUCAGCCCGAAGGCGGCGCGCAAGACAUCUCCGAGUCGCUGGGUAGCAUCCUAUUCGGCGACCGCAUUCAGACGAGUCCCUUCGAGCUGCGCAUGGGCGUGAAUGAGACGGGGUGCAGGGCUGUAUGCGACGAGGUGCAGUUCGAACCGCGGGAUGCCAAGUUCGUGAAUCGACGGAUAUGGCAGGGUUACGGCGUCAAUUGGCUCAUUGAUGGACUGCCCGCGGGGAGUAGAUGGAUCGAUCCGAGCACGGAGUCGGAGUUUUACAUGCCUGUUUUCGCGCUGGGGAGGACGGAUGAGGAGAAGGCUUACCUGAACAAUCAUUACAAUAUCUACAUUGAUUACCAUCAGGUGCGGCAGGAUCAGUAUAGGAUUGUGGGGAUUGAAGUGCGGCCGGAGUCGCUGGGUGAGAGUCGCAGGACAGGGACGGGAGAUGAUUACUCUGCGACGUGUGGGAAUGUAGGCACGGCGCUAUCGCUGGACGACAAGGUCACCACGAGCGUCACAUGGACGUACAGCGUCUUCUGGCAGCCAUCACCCACCUCCUUCGCCACGCGUUGGGACAAAUACCUGCACGUCUUCGACCCGAAGAUCCACUGGUUCUCCCUCAUCAACAGCGCCGUCAUCGUCAGCUUCCUCGUCGGUAUGGUCAGCAGCGUGCUCGUGCGCACCCUGCGCCGCGACAUCAAACGCUACAACCGCCUCGACCAACUUGGCCUCGACGACCUCGGUGACACCAGCGUCAACGCCGAAGACGGUGUGGUAGAAGACAGCGGCUGGAAACUCGUCCACGGCGACGUCUUCCGCCCGCCCCGCUACUCCCUCGCCCUCUCCGUCCUCGCGGGCAACGGCGCGCAACUCCUCACCAUGGCCGCGGCAACCAUCAUCUUCGCCGUCAUCGGCUUCCUCUCCCCCUCCAAUCGCGGCAGUCUCGCCACCGUCAUGAUAUUACUCUACACCCUCUUCGGCUUCAUCGGCGGCUACGCCAGCUCGCGCAUCUACAAAUCCUUCAACGGCAGCAAGUGGAAACACCUCUUCCUCCUCACCCCCUCCGCCCUCCCCGCGCUAGUCUUCGGCAUCUUCUUCCUCCUCAACCUCUUCGUCUGGGCGCGCGGCAGCAGCGGCGCCGUCCCUUUCACCACCAUGCUAGUGGUAGUAGGGAUCUGGUUCCUCAUCUCCGUCCCGCUCAGCCUUAUAGGCUCAUGGCUAGGAUUCAAACAACCGCAACCCGACCCUCCCGUCCGCACGAACCAAAUCCCACGCCAGAUCCCGCCAGCGCAGGGCUACCUCCGCCUCAUCCCGAGCAUGCUGCUAGUCGGCGUGUUACCCUUCGGCGCCAUCUUCGUGGAACUCUACUUCAUCAUGAACUCCCUCUGGAGCAACAGGAUCUACUACAUGUUCGGCUUCCUCUUCCUCUCCUUCGCCCUGCUCGUCGUCACCUCGGCGGCCGUCACGAUACUGAUGGUCUACUUCUUACUCUGCGCGGAGAACUAUCACUGGCAAUGGCGGGCCUUUGCCACCAGCGGCGCCAGCGCGAUCUAUGUGUUUGUGUACAGUUUGGUUUAUUGGGCGCGGAUGUUGAGUUUCAGUAGCUUCUCGGGCGGGGUGUUGUAUUUGGGGUAUUCGGCGUUGUUGAGCUUUUUGUGGUUUGUCAUGAGCGGUACGAUCGGAUUCUUUGCUUGCUGGGUGUUUGUACAGCGGAUCUACGGAUCGUUGAAGAUUGAUUGA